Helianthus annuus (common sunflower) is the source of this 673-nucleotide messenger RNA. RefSeq names its product transcription elongation factor 1 homolog. Bases 161 to 469 code for a protein of 102 amino acids. Gene Ontology annotation, molecular function: RNA polymerase II complex binding. The record is from RefSeq and is a predicted model, not a curated record. Gene Ontology annotation, cellular component: transcription elongation factor complex. NCBI's taxonomy places the organism in Eukaryota, Viridiplantae, Streptophyta, Magnoliopsida, Asterales, Asteraceae. Gene Ontology annotation, biological process: transcription elongation by RNA polymerase II. The transcript has 6 exons.
UCACCCAUCAAUAAUAACGCUAGCCGACAUAAAUAGUACAUAUACGAUUUCCCGUCCACUGAUAUCAUAAAUUUCGCGUUUCUAGGGCAAAAUCGCAGCUCUCUAGUUGAUUCAAUCAGAUUGAAGAUUCCUUGAUCUGUGUUAGGAAGUUACUUGCAGUAUGGGUAAGAGGAAAUCAAGAGCAAAGCCAGCUCCUAGGAAGCGGAUGGACAAACUCGACACUGUAUUCAGUUGCCCCUUUUGCAACCAUGGAACUAGCGUUGAAUGUCGCAUUGAUAUGAAGAACUUGAUUGGUGAGGCAUCUUGCCGAAUUUGCCAGGAAAACUUCAGCACUACUGUCACAGCUUUGACUGAGCCAAUAGACAUAUAUAGUGAAUGGAUCGACGAAUGUGAACGUGUUAACACCGUUGAUGAUGACGGGGUCCCUGUGGAAGAUGAUGAAGUUGAUGUUGAUUACAGAGCGCGUUAAACCCGUUCUGAAUGCUUGGAGAAAUCUGCUUCACUUAGCUGUGUGUCAUGUAUGGUUUUGUAUUUCAUGAACUUGUUUAGAGACCUAUGUAAGUCCCAACUUAUAUUGGGGAGCUUGUUAGUGAUCUAAUGUUAUAAAUAUGAAAAGUGAAACUUUGUAAACGUUCGGUCUCUUUAUGGUAAGUGUGUUUGGUUUUGAGUCUAA